AUGUCGCGGAGGCUGCUGCGGGCGGAGAAGCGGCGGCGGCGACUGGAGCAGAGGCAGCAGCCGGACGAGCAGCGGCGGCGGGCGGGAGCGAUGGUGAAGAUGGCGGCGGCGGGCGGCGGAGGUGGCGGUGGCCGUUACUACGGCGGCGGCAGUGAGGGCGGCCGGGCCCCUAAGAGGCUCAAGACUGACAACGCCGGCGACCAGCACGGAGGCGGUGGCGGUGGAGGAGCUGGGGCAGCGGGCGGCGGCGGCGGGGAGAACUACGAUGACCCGCACAAGACCCCUGCUUCCCCAGUUGUCCACAUCAGGGGCUUGAUUGAUGGUGUGGUGGAAGCCGACCUUGUGGAGGCCUUGCAGGAGUUUGGACCCAUCAGCUAUGUGGUGGUAAUGCCUAAAAAAAGACAGGCACUGGUGGAAUUUGAAGAUGUAUUGGGGGCUUGCAACGCAGUGAACUACGCAGCUGACAACCAAAUCUACAUUGCCGGUCACCCAGCUUUUGUCAACUACUCUACCAGCCAGAAGAUUUCUCGCCCUGGGGACUCGGAUGACUCCCGGAGCGUCAACAGCGUGCUUCUCUUUACCAUCCUGAACCCCAUCUAUUCUAUUACCACGGAUGUUCUUUACACUAUCUGUAACCCUUGUGGCCCUGUCCAGAGAAUUGUCAUUUUCCGGAAGAAUGGCGUCCAGGCCAUGGUGGAAUUUGAUUCUGUGCAGAGUGCCCAGCGGGCCAAGGCCUCGCUCAAUGGGGCUGACAUUUAUUCUGGCUGUUGUACUCUGAAGAUUGAAUAUGCGAAGCCUACACGCCUGAAUGUGUUCAAAAAUGAUCAGGAUACUUGGGACUACACAAACCCCAACCUCAGUGGACAAGGUGACCCUGGCAGCAAUCCCAAUAAACGCCAGAGGCAGCCCCCUCUCCUAGGAGAUCACCCCGCUGAAUAUGGUGAGGGCAGGGGAUUCCCCUCCAUGGACUCCUGUGGCUCAUGUGCCCCUGCCCAGCCGCCUCCACGCAGAUUCUCACCCGUCCUCCCUCUCUUUCCUUCCCACCCCCCAGGAGGCCCCAUGGUGGGGUACCACAGCCAUUACCAUGAUGAGGGCUAUGGCCCCCCCCCACCUCACUACGAAGGGAGACGGAUGGGCCCACCAGUGGGGGGUCACCGCCGGGGCCCAAGCCGCUAUGGCCCCCAAUAUGGUCACCCCCCGCCCCCUCCCCCACCACCUGAGUACGGCCCCCACGCCGACAGCCCUGUGCUCAUGGUCUAUGGCUUGGAUCAAUCUAAGAUGAACUGUGACCGAGUCUUCAAUGUCUUCUGCUUAUAUGGCAAUGUGGAGAAGGUGAAAUUCAUGAAAAGCAAGCCAGGGGCUGCCAUGGUGGAGAUGGCUGAUGGCUAUGCUGUGGACCGGGCCAUCACCCACCUCAACAACAACUUCAUGUUUGGGCAGAAGCUGAACGUCUGUGUCUCCAAGCAACCAGCCAUCAUGCCUGGUCAGUCAUACGGGCUGGAAGAUGGGUCCUGCAGUUACAAAGACUUCAACGGUUCAAGGAACAAUCGGUUCUCCACCCCAGAGCAGGCGGCCAAGAACCGCAUCCAGCACCCCAGCAAUGUGCUGCACUUCUUCAAUGCCCCCCUGGAGGUGACUGAGGAGAACUUCUUUGAGAUCUGUGACGAACUGGGAGUGAAGCGGCCAUCUUCUGUGAAAGUGUUCUCAGGCAAAAGUGAACGCAGCUCCUCUGGGCUGCUGGAGUGGGAAUCCAAGAGUGAUGCCCUGGAGACAUUGGGCUUCCUGAACCAUUACCAGAUGAAGAACCCGAAUGGUCCAUACCCUUACACCCUGAAGUUGUGUUUCUCCACCGCUCAGCACGCCUCCUAAUUAGGUGCCUAGGAAGAAUUCCAUCUGAGCAGGAAAAGUUUUCUUUCCUUUAUGCUGUUUUUGUUUCUGUUUUGCAAAGUUCUGUAUUCCUUUUUUUUAAAUGCUAGGUUAGUAGUGGCUUAACCAUAAUGGAAAUGCUGGAAAUUGGAGGGGGAGGGGAACUGAUAUCUCCCAAGAUUACCUUCACUUUUAAAGAUUAUUGUACAUGUGAUUUUUUUUUUUCCUGUUCAUACGUUUGUGCUGUCCAUGUACUCUUGGCACAUUUCAAUAAAAUUGUUUGAAAAAUAAACAUAGCACCUGCA
Messenger RNA from Choloepus didactylus (southern two-toed sloth), 2171 nucleotides. It is a transcript of the gene HNRNPL, whose product is annotated as heterogeneous nuclear ribonucleoprotein L. NCBI's taxonomy places the organism in Eukaryota, Metazoa, Chordata, Mammalia, Pilosa, Megalonychidae. Gene Ontology annotation, biological process: regulation of RNA splicing; mRNA processing. Gene Ontology annotation, cellular component: nucleus. The record is from RefSeq and is a predicted model, not a curated record. Gene Ontology annotation, molecular function: mRNA binding.